AAGAAAAAUAGGCGUGGAGGUUUCACACAGUUUCACCCCCCCAGCUCUCAUUCCUGUCAUUCAACAACUUAUAUGGCUCAGGGACAGGUCGGCGUCUCACUCCUACUACAGUGACAGGGUCAUGUUUGGCUGAGCACAUGUGGAAUUCUUAACUGGAACUUUUUAAAGAAGGAAAGAAAAGAAAACCCUCCUGUGGCAGGUGUGACCUCAAACCAGGGAGAAGAGGACCAAACACCUGUCAACAUCAUUCUGAGUAAAAUACUGGAUAAACCGAGGAGACGCUUGUGGACUGAGACUGAGGAGUGGUUUCAGAGCGCUGCCUUUUAAAACUGGAUCAGAGAUGAUCAAAUCACCUCAGACGUCUGUGAGAAUGGAAGAGGAACCACUGAACACCACGCCAGGUUCGGCUGAUGGUAUCCCAGAGGGGAGCAGAAGUCCAGGAGGCGCGGCGUCCUGCUGGGAGGACAAGUACCACAGGAAACUGGCCAUCUGCAGCAUCAUCUGUGGGUUCUCCUGCAUCGGGAUCAAUGCUUUGAUACAUUCAGUCAAGGCGGAGAAAACAGAGGAUCAAAGGGAAAAAGCAAUGGCGAGAAAAUACGGCAUCAUAUCCAUCGUAGUGUGGGUUUGCUUUUUGGCCUUAAUCCCCGUGCUGCUGGCGCUGAUCUCAUAUCUUCUCACUCUGAAAGACUGAUCGACUCGGGAUGGACGCUAAAUGGCGGCGUGGCUGUUUCGGACUAUAGAAGAUUACAGAGACAGUUGACUGUACAGAGGUGCUCAUGCAGGGAGACGUGAAGAAACUGGUGUUUACAUGAAACACAAAAAUAACCACUGCUGUAGCUUUUCUUGUUGUUGUCCCAGUUUCCGUCUCACUGCUUCCUCUUAAACAUCCUCAUAUUUUACACACAGGGACACCACUCAAGAAAAUAGUGUUAAAAACCAUCUCUUCUUACACACUGACAUAUUUAUUCAAUAUUUAGACCACUCUAAAUGACAAUAGAAAAGUCAACAUUGCUGAUAGUUUGAGACAUGAAACAACUUGAUACAUACAGUAUAACAAACAUUACAAUUCCUCAUUAGCGACCCAACCUUUAAUAUUUUAAAUGCAAUUACAAUUGAACGCUCAUUACAAACCUACGUAUGGAGGGAGGAUUGGGUCUGUUCUAGAAGGCAGAGACCCUGGCAGUGCUUCGUCAGAACAUAAGAGGAGACCCUGCUCUUGUUGCACCAACAUUAUCUUGGCAUUAUUGCAUCGUAAGCGUAUUAACUUUAUUAAUAUUGAAUGUAUCAAUAUGCUGUACCAUAUACAAACAUGUAACAAUUUUAUAAUAAAAAUGACCAACGUAA
Molecule: messenger RNA, 1344 nt
Organism: Platichthys flesus (European flounder)
Lineage: Eukaryota; Metazoa; Chordata; Actinopteri; Pleuronectiformes; Pleuronectidae
Product: transmembrane protein 265-like
Exons: 3
Coding region: 341-691 (116 amino acids)
Source: RefSeq, a predicted model, not a curated record